This is a messenger RNA of Athalia rosae (coleseed sawfly), 1800 nucleotides long. Its product is annotated as endoribonuclease LACTB2. The record is from RefSeq and is a predicted model, not a curated record. Gene Ontology annotation, cellular component: mitochondrial matrix. Gene Ontology annotation, molecular function: RNA endonuclease activity; single-stranded RNA binding. Bases 490 to 1401 code for a protein of 303 amino acids. The transcript is spliced from 4 exons. NCBI's taxonomy places the organism in Eukaryota, Metazoa, Arthropoda, Insecta, Hymenoptera, Athaliidae.
AUCCUUUUGUUUAUCCUUUUUUUUGGUGCUACUUACUUUCCUCGGUGAGCGAACGAAAACUCCCGUUUGUCGGCGAUCCUCUUCCCGCUCCGUUCGUUCCGUCGUUAUAGAUGCUCUUCUUUUUAACACGGGUUCGAAAGUGGCGCUUUUCCGCUCACGUGUGACCAGAGCAAAAAGUCGUUCCGCUCCCCCCCCCCCCCGUUGCAAAUCAGUGUCGUGAACGCGGUAAUCGUACGCGCGUCGAAUCCAAGGUCAAAUCGAGAGAAUUUCAGGUGUGCGCACGAAGCGCAAUUCUUCGGCGAUAAGCAGCGUCGGUUAAAAACUUUGCGAAAGAAAUUCUCCAGAGAUCCAAAAGCGUCGGAGCUUUCGAAGCGGAGCGAUCGUUGACGGAAGAUUUUGAGUUCGUUUCGAGAAUUCUCGCUCCUCGUCGACAAAAUUCGGGGGGAAAACUCAGGUUUGGUUAAAACCGGCUCGAUCGACAUCAGAGGGAUGACCAACUCGCUGACGGCUAUACCGUUGGUAUCGAGAAUUUCCAGCAGGGUAAUCAGGGUCCUCGGAUGCAAUCCGGGACCCAUGACCCUCCAGGGGACCAACACUUACCUCGUGGGAACAGGGAAAAGGCGCAUCUUGAUCGACUCCGGUGACAAAGAAACCGCCCCCGAGUACACGAGGCUCCUUUCCGACGUCCUGAAAUCCGAGGACGCGACCUUGGAACACCUUCUGCUCACCCACUGGCACCACGACCACGUAGGCGGUGCAAAAUCGGUCCGCAAUUUGUUGACGUCCCACAAAAGGAGUCCCGACGAAAAUUCCCUCAGGAUUUGGAAGCUCCCGCGUUCGCCGGGCGACGCGACGACCUUGACCGAGGAAGAGCGAGAUCUGGGGGAUUUCGAGGCCCUGGAGGACGGGCAGAACUUCGAGGUCGAGGGGGCGACCUUGAAGGUCAGGAGAACGCCGGGGCACACGACGGACCACGCUUGUCUGCAGCUGGAGGAGGACAACGCGCUGUUCAGCGGGGACUGUAUCCUCGGCGAAGGUACCGCGGUCUUCGAGGACCUCCGCGACUACAUGAAAUCGUUGGACGAAAUCGCCGAUAUGGCGCCGGCCGUCAUCUACCCCGGACACGGUCCCGUGGUAGACGACCCCCUGCCCAAGGUCAAAUUCUACAUCGAGCACAGGCGGAGGAGGGAGGAGGAGAUCCUGGAAGCGGUCAGGAAAAAUGCGGAUCUCCAGGGUAACGCAGGGCUUUCGGAAAUCGACAUCGUCCGAAGGGUCUACAAGAACACACCGGAAAAUCUUUGGCCCGCGGCCGCGGAGAACGUCGGCCAUCAUUUGAAGAAACUUUCCAAGGAGGGUAAAAUCUGUGGGGAAAAAGGUGGCUGGUUCGCACGUCGAAAUUGAGUGGGACGUUUAGUCAAAAUUCAGAGAAUUUUUGUCCCGAGGAAACCUGAGCGAAAAUUUAACGAAACCUGGAAAAUUUGUCCGGUGAAAAAAAAAAAAAUCUGUAUAUAAUGUAAAGAAAAGUACAAGAGGACAUAGUGAGUUGUACGCAUCAUUUAUAAUGUAUCUGAUAAAUUUUUUGUUUUUGCAUUACAACAUAUUGACAUAAUUAUACGUUUGUAUGACAGAUAUAAAAUAUAUAUGAUAUAUAUGUAUAUAUGUAUAAUAUAAUUCUUGUAUACGUGUAUCAGGCCUUUUCAAGAAAGUGCAUUAUAUAUAUAUAUAGUCAGUUUUACUUUCUCUUCGAGAUUCUUCUAUCCGAAACACGCUACCCGUUUUUCGCGAAGGAAACAACAAAAA